GCCUAUUCGCUGGUGGACCGGGAGGUGGGAUACUGCCAAGGGAGCGCCUUCAUCGUGGGACUGCUGCUCAUGCAGAUGCCUGAGGAAGAGGCUUUCUGCGUGUUCGUGAGGCUGAUGCAGGAAUAUCGCUUACGGGAGCUCUUCAAACCCAGCAUGGCCGAGCUGGGGCUCUGCAUCUACCAGUUCGAGUACAUGCUGCAGGAGCAGCUGCCGGAGCUGAACAUCCACUUCCGCUCGCAGAGCUUCCUCACCUCCAUGUACGCCUCGUCCUGGUUCCUCACCCUCUUCCUCACCACCUUCCCUCUGCCCGUGGCCACGCGCGUCUUCGACAUCUUCAUGUACGAGGGGCUGGAGAUCGUCUUCCGCGUGGGGAUGGCGCUGCUGCAGUUCAACCAGGCCGAGCUGGUGCAGCUGGACAUGGAGGGCAUGUCCCAGUACUUCCAGAAGGUGAUCCCGCACCAGUUCGACUGCUGCCCCGACAAACUCAUCCUCAGGGCCUUCCAGGUCAAGUUCAACCCCAAGAAGAUGAAGAGGCUGGAGAAGGAGUACGCGGCCAUCAAGAACAAGGAGAUGGAGGAACAGAUCGAGAUCAAGCGCCUCCGCACCGAGAACCGUCUGCUGAAACAGCGCAUCGAGACCCUGGAGAAGGGCCAGGUGACGCGGGCGCAGGAGGCGGAGGAGAACUACAUCAUCAAGAGGGAGCUGGCGGUGGUGAAGCAGCGCUGCACCUCGGCCACCGAGAACCUGCAGCGCGCCCAGAGCACCAUCCGCCAGCUGCAGGACCAGCAGGUCGGUGUCCCCAACUGUCCCCAGGCGUCCCCAAAUAUCCCCAGGCAUNNNGAGACGGAGCUGGAGCAGUCACGGCUGCGGGAGAGCGAGACCCUGGGAGCCCUCAAGGAGAUGCAGGACAAAGUCCUCGACAUGGAGAAGGUGAUGGGGACGGCGCGCGGCGGUGGCUUGGGGGACGCGGGGGUGGUCGCACGG
Molecule: messenger RNA, 984 nt
Organism: Mesitornis unicolor (brown roatelo)
Lineage: Eukaryota; Metazoa; Chordata; Aves; Mesitornithiformes; Mesitornithidae
Product: EVI5-like protein
Exons: 9
Source: RefSeq, a predicted model, not a curated record